Molecule: messenger RNA, 1998 nt
Organism: Oppiella nova
Lineage: Eukaryota; Metazoa; Arthropoda; Arachnida; Sarcoptiformes; Oppiidae
Source: the annotation of a GenBank genome assembly
AUGGCCAAAACACGCAAAGGAAGUGCUUCUUCAGCGAAGGGCAGACCUCGAGAGGGUUUCCGAAAGGGUAACCACAGUCUGAAUCCGGACCGCGUGAGAAGUGCUUCGGACACCCAUUUGAGGGAUAAGUCAACCAUCAAAAGACUGCUGAUGUAUAAGAACUCGAAACCCGUCAGGGAUUCAAAGGGGAAGAUAGUAAAGGCGGCGCCCUUUCAGUCAACUCUUGCCAGCGGUUCCGUCUCGAGGAUAGCGCCCAAUCAGAAGUGGUUUACAAACACCCGAACCGUCACUCAAAACGCGUUACAGAAGUUUCAGCAGGAGUUGGGAAGUGCUAUACGAGACCCGUAUAGAGUGGUUAUGAGACAAACCAAACUCCCGGUCACUCUCCUGAACGAGAGGGCGAAGUACUCGAGAGUCCAUAUCCUCGACACUCAGAGCUUUGACUCGACUUUCGGGAAAAAAGCCAAAAGAAAGCGACCGAACAUUAAAUUCGAUGAUUUGACGACAUUUGUCGAGUCCGUCGACAAACGGAUCGAUACUUACGAUGAGACCAAAGACACGAAUAUCGUGGCGGAUGAGUGCGCAGACAGGGCUGAAGUGCGGGAUAUAAUCAUGAAGAAGGGGACGUCGAAGAGGCUGUGGAACGAACUCUACAAAGUGAUCGACUCGAGCGAUGUCGUGGUACAGGUGUUGGACGCGCGCGACCCCAACGGCACCCGAUCUCCACAUAUCGAGCAGUAUCUGCGCAAAGAGAAGCCCCACAAACACCUGGUGCUUGUGCUCAACAAAUGUGAUUUAGUGCCCGUUUGGGUCACUCAGCGAUGGGUCACCACUUUGUCCAAAGAGUACCCGACGAUGGCGUUCAGGGCGUCCAUCACUAAUCCGUUUGGAAAGGGAGCGAUGAUUAAUCUGUUGCGACAGUUCUCGAAACUACACACCGAUAAGAAGCAGAUUAGCGUCGGUUUCAUCGGAUACCCAAAUGUUGGCAAAUCGUCGAUCAUUAACGCCUUGAAGGCCAAGAAGGUCUGUAAAGUGGCGCCCAUUGCCGGUGAGACCAAAGUGUGGCAAUACAUCACUUUAAUGCGCAGAAUCUAUUUGAUUGACUGUCCGGGCGUUGUCUACCCGAGCGGUGAUACCGAUACGGAUAUUGUGCUCAAAGGUAUUGUUCGCGUGGAGAAUGUCAAAGACCCUGAAGACCACAUCCCAACUGUUCUCCAAAGAGUUAAAUCCGAAUAUUUGACUAAAACUUAUAAAAUCCAAGAGUGGGUCGAUUGCGACGACUUUCUCGUCAAAAUGGCCGAAAGAAUGGGCAAACUGUUGAAAGGGGGCGAACCCGACACCAACACUAUCGCUAAAAUGGUGUUAAAUGACUGGCAAAGAGGAAAACUGCCCUAUUUUGUAAAACCUCCAGUUCCUGAGGGCUCUACAGAUGUCACAAAUAGUGUCAAAAGUAGUGAAAUGUCUACAGAAUCAAAGGCCAAUGAAAAGGAAGUGCAAAAAGAGAGCACUUCUACGACUGGUGAACAACCGGUCGGCCCUCAAGUUAAGCAAAACCUCUCCAAAGUUGAGGUUGAGUUGGAUUUCUCGGGCGAAGACAUUCAGACUCUGGACAACGAAUCCUCAAAAUUAUUCGAAUCGGACGAUGAAGACGACGAGGAAGAAGACAGUGACGAGGAAAUGGAUGAACAGAAUGAGGAAAUAGAUGAAGACAUUGAAGACAGUGUUGAGAAGACGGAAGUGAAAUCAUUAGAAAAGGAUUUGAAACCUAAAAUGAAAGCUAAAAGGAUAUCAAAGGCAAAGACAACCGACAAUAAGACUAAUAGUGACGUAAAAAAGAUGAGUUCACGAGAGAGACGACGAGUGGAAAGAGACGCCAAACCCAAGAAAGUUGGCGUUCAUUACUACGAGACGGCAAACGUUAAGAAUAAGAAUCGUAACAAAAAGAUUGAUUUGCAGAACAGUUCCAGAGGUCAUAGCAAGAAGCACAUCAAGAAAUGA